UCUAGUGUGCAUUGCAGCAUUUAGUACUGCUGACUGCUCCUUAAUUCUUCAUAUUUUUUUUAUCCUUAAUCUGCAAACACGUCGUACGCAAUGAGAGGCGAUAGAGGAAGGGGCCGUGGUGGCCGUUUCGGUGCCCGUGGAGGUAUGGUACAAGGAUACCGGCCUUUUGUCCCACACAUACCAUUCGACUUUUAUGUUUGUGAAAUGGCUUUUCCUCGGGUAAAGCCAGCCCCAGAUGAGACUUCAUUUAAUGAGGCUUUGCUGAAGAGAAACCAAGACCUCAGUCCUACUGCUGUUGAGCAGUCUUCUAUCUUGUCAUUGGUGACAAAGAUCAACAAUGUUAUUGAUAACCUUAUUGUAGCUCCUGGGAACUUUGAAGUGCAAAUUGAAGAAGUACGGCAAGUGGGCUCAUACAAAAAGGGUACCAUGACAACAGGACAUAAUGUUGCUGAUCUUGUUGUUAUCCUAAAGAUCCUUCCCACUUUGGAGGCUGUUGCAGCAUUAGGAAACAAAGUGGUGGAGACUCUUCGCACCCAGGACCCAGCUGAGGUGCUGUCCAUGCUGACCAAUGAGACCGGCUUUGAGAUCAGCUCGGCUGAUGCUACUGUAAAGAUCCUAAUCACGACGGUCCCUCCCAACCUGCGCAAGCUUGACUCAGAACUCCACCUGGACAUCAAGGUGCUACAGAGUGCUCUCGCUGCUGUUCGCCAUGCUCGCUGGUUUGAGGAGAAUGCCUCACAUUCAACGGUGAAGGUUUUAAUCCGCUUGUUGAAGGAUCUGCGGGUGCGCUUUCCUGGUUUUGAGCCUCUCACUCCCUGGAUUUUGGACCUCCUGGGACACUCAGCUGUUAUGAAUAACCCCUCCAGACAGCCCCUUUCACUCAGCACUGCCUACCGGCGUUGUCUCCAGAUGUUGGCAGCAGGACUUUUCCUGCCAGGCUCAGUAGGCAUCACUGACCCAUGUGAAAGUGGGAACUUCCGUGUACACACUGUUAUGACCUUGGAGCAGCAGGACAUGGUGUGUUUUACAGCUCAGACCCUGGUGAGAGUUCUUUCUCAUGGUGGCUACAGGAAGAUACUGGGCCUGGAAGGAGAUGCCAGCUACCUGGCCUGUGAGAUGUCCACAUGGGAUGGUGUGAUCGUUACUCCAUCUGAGAAAGCCUACGAGAAACCACCAGAGCGCAAGGAAGAGGAGGAUGAGGCGCUAGAAGAGGGAGGAGAGGGUGAGGAAGAAAGCAUGGAGACACAGGAGUGAGGAGCUUCCAGAAAGCACAAACCCUCUGUUGAUGUAUGACGUGCUGUUUUUAUGUUUUAACUUACAAUUGUGAAAGUGAUUUUUUUUCAUUUUGUAGAUUUGGACUUGAUUUUGCCAAUUAUACUCUUAUAUUGGUUCUUAUGCCUCUCUUUUUUUUUUUUUUUUGGCCACCUCACCUAUUGUCUGAAUAUAGCCAGAAACAGCACCAGAAAACAGCAAUAUGGACCAAAAUGGCACCAGCUGCAUGAUUUUAGGUGGUUUUUAGUUCAACAAUAUAUAUUUUUUUUAUUCGAUAGAGAGAAAUCAAGUCCUGAUUCACUUUAUGUUCUGUUGUUUUGUAUUGAGUAUUUGUCACUGAUAAAUUAAAUGUUUUUAUUUCCAUUUAUUACAA
This is a messenger RNA of Trichomycterus rosablanca, 1645 nucleotides long. RefSeq names its product interleukin enhancer binding factor 2 (gene ilf2). The record is from RefSeq and is a predicted model, not a curated record. Bases 91 to 1254 code for a protein of 387 amino acids. Gene Ontology annotation, cellular component: catalytic step 2 spliceosome. Gene Ontology annotation, biological process: positive regulation of DNA-templated transcription. The transcript is spliced from 14 exons. Gene Ontology annotation, molecular function: DNA binding; double-stranded RNA binding. Lineage: Eukaryota; Metazoa; Chordata; Actinopteri; Siluriformes; Trichomycteridae.